AUGGCGGACAACAAGGAGGCCCUCAGGGCGCUCAAGAUCAAGACCGGUGUCAUGACCCGCGUCAGGAAGGAGCUCGCCAUGUACGAGCAGGAGGUGAAGACGGAGACGGAGAAGCUCGAAGCCAUGAAGGCCGAAGGCAGGGACCCGCACGACGUCAAGCAGCAGGACCAGGUGCUCGGGGAGUCGACCAUGAUGAUAGGAGACUGCAAAUCGAGGAUGGAGAGCGCGUUCAACGACCUCCUCGCGGCGGUGGAGGAACACGGCCCGGACUGCGAGGGCAGCGAGGAACUCACCGCGGCGAAGGCCAUCCUGGACGAGGUCGAGCCCACGCUCGAGGUGUGA
Messenger RNA from Micromonas commoda, 342 nucleotides. RefSeq lists its product with no specific name. The record is from RefSeq and is a predicted model, not a curated record. Gene Ontology annotation, cellular component: cytosol; microtubule cytoskeleton. Gene Ontology annotation, biological process: tubulin complex assembly; post-chaperonin tubulin folding pathway. The coding region runs from base 1 to 342 and encodes 113 amino acids. The transcript is spliced from 2 exons. NCBI's taxonomy places the organism in Eukaryota, Viridiplantae, Chlorophyta, Mamiellophyceae, Mamiellales, Mamiellaceae. Gene Ontology annotation, molecular function: beta-tubulin binding.